AUGGGUGGUGCGGUGAAGGAUCUUACUUCAAAGUCGGAGCUGGAUAACUUGCGCCAGAGCGGCGCACCUAUCGUCCUUCACUUCUGGGCUUCCUGGUGUGACGCUUCGAAGCAGAUGGAUCAAGUUUUCUCUCAUCUCGCCACCGAUUUCCCCCGCGCUCACUUUUUUAGGGUGGAAGCUGAGGAACAUCCUGAGAUCUCUGAGGCUUACUCUGUUGCUGCUGUGCCGUAUUUCGUCUUCUUCAAGGAUGGCAAAGCUGUGGAUACACUUGAGGGAGCAGAUCCAUCAAGUUUAGCCAAUAAGGUCAGCAAAGUUGCUGGUUCUAGUACUUCUGCUGAGCCUGCUGCUCCUGCAAGCCUAGGGUUAGCUGCAGGGCCAACGAUUCUCGAAACCGUCAAGGAGAACGCCAAAGCUACUCCGCAAGACCGAGCUCAGCCUGUAUCCACUACCACUCCCACCGAUGCUCUCAAAACCCGUUUGGAGAAACUCACUACCUCUCACCCUCUCAUGCUGUUCAUGAAAGGCUCUCCUGAAGAGCCAAGGUGCGGGUUUAGCCGGAAAGUAGUCGACAUUCUGAAAGAGGAGAAGGUUGAUUUCGGAAGUUUCGACAUUCUCUCUGACAACGAAGUGCGCGAAGGCCUGAAGAAAUUCUCCAACUGGCCUACGUUUCCUCAGCUGUACUGCAAAGGAGAGCUUCUCGGUGGAGCUGAUAUUACGAUAGCGAUGCACGAGAGUGGUGAGCUGAAAGAAGCGUUCAUCGAGCAGGGAAUCACUACAAAUGAUGGAGAAGGAGGGAUAGUCUCACUUGAAGAUAGAUUGAAGACACUGAUCAACUCUGAAAAGGUUAUGCUUUUCAUGAAAGGCUCACCGGACGAACCGAAAUGCGGAUUCAGCUCGAAGGUUGUGAAAGCGCUGAGAGCAGAGGAUGUUAGUUUCGGGUCGUUUGAUAUAUUGAGUGAUGAAGAAGUAAGGCAAGGGAUUAAGAAUUUCUCAAACUGGCCUACGUUUCCUCAGCUUUACUAUAAAGGUGAGUUGAUUGGAGGAUGUGAUAUUAUUAUGGAGCUUAGUGACGGUGGUGACCUCAAAGCAACUCUAUCUGAGUAA
Microthlaspi erraticum is the source of this 1104-nucleotide messenger RNA. The record is from the annotation of a GenBank genome assembly. NCBI's taxonomy places the organism in Eukaryota, Viridiplantae, Streptophyta, Magnoliopsida, Brassicales, Brassicaceae.